GGUUAUGCCCUGUGGUAAACGUCGCUGCUUUACGGCAGGGAGCGGAAGCGUAAUCGUUUUGUUUUGACGCGAACAGUCAAAGUGUCUAUUCGGGAUGCUGAGCUUCCGGUGGAUCCGCGUGUCCCGUGAGAAGCGAUGAGCUCGAGCCCUGACGUGGAAAGCGAAAAGCCGCGAGUCAAAAGAGUUCGUACCGAAGGGCCAACGGAGGAAACAGAGGGUCCUGAGGAACAAAGGGCCCCCCCGGGGAGCCGGGGCCCCGACAGCACCGUGGGGAACAAAGUUUUCAAGCAGCGGACCCUCCACUCUUGGCUGGGACAGAAGCGGGCGCGAUCCGACGAGCACAGCAGUUUGUUCUUGUCCCGCAGGUAUCACCACAAACGUAACCACGGCCUAACCGCCGCCAAGAUGAGCUCCGAGGGGAAAACGGAUAACGGCGAUCAGAGGAGGAACGUCCUGGAAAACAUCUCCCCGCGGAGCCCUCAGAAGCCCCAGCGUGGCCACCCAUGUCUGACCCUGGCAGAAGAUCAAAGCUUAAACAACAAGCCAGAGGUUGACAACCAGCAUCCCGCCUCACCCGAAGACAACGUCCUAGACGAAGAAAGAAAUGUGAAGUUAGUAAAAGGGCGUCCUUCCAACGACCCUCCAUCCGGUGACCCGACGUCUCCUGCUUCCCAAAGCCCCGUAACGGACGCGGUCGACUGCGUUCCAGAAAGUCCCCUCUCCGACGCGGACCACGGAGAGUCAGGAAGCAACACCCAAGACACGGAGAUAUAUCCCCGCGACGAGGCCCGGUCUCCCGCCGAGCGUGAAAGCGAGUCCGAGUCUUUGAUGGAGGUGGAUCAGAAGAGCAGCCAGGGCUCCGAAGAGGAACCGGAAGAGACCGGCGACGAUGACGACCGGAGCAAAGGAUCUUCUGGCCGCGACCUCUGGAGCGAAGCAUUCUGGGAAAAGCAGGCUGGGCGUCAUUCAGAGCCACUUGUCCGACGGAAUAUGCAGAGCCAAGGAGAAAAGAUGUUGAGGUACGUUGUACCCCGGGGGUUGGCGGCGGUUGUCGGCGUGAAACUUAAAAGCGCUGCCCGGAAGCGGUCUGUUGUCGUGGAAGGCGAAUGCUCCCCCGCGGACACGAAAGAGCCUUUGAGCUCUCCGUACCAUUCUACAAAUGAAACCUGGUUAGGCGCACCCAUCGAAGAGAUGAAGAGGAUGCCGGUGUGCGGCUUGCGUCUGCCGCCCCUCAGGCAGUCGGGCCAACAUACCGUCACCGUGCGGUAUGACCGGUUACAGGAGAACGCGGAGCCCGAGCCGUAUCCGCCUCGCUACAAAGGUCCCUGGGACCACAGCUUUGUCAAGAUGCCCUGUCUAAGCAGCAAAGAGUUCUACAGCACUAAGAACGGCGAAUGGGCCUCUGGGAACCGGUGGAAGUCCAUCGUUAGAUCGCUUGGACGAAGAAUCGAGAGUGCGCAGGAGCUUAAGGCACCGAUCCUGGAAUACAACUCCUCGUAUUCGAGAAACUGGGACUUCACCGCCCUCCUGGAUUUCUGCCAGAAGGCGCUUGAUGAAGACGAACAAUCCCAUCUCUUCGAGGUCGUUCUGCCUAAGAUGGCCGCGUUGGCCCUUGAACUUCCAAAUCUCUGCACGCAGCCCAUUCCGCUACUGAAGAAAGGAAUGAAUCAUUCGCUGACGAUGUCUCAAAAACAGAUCGCUUGCCUGUUGGCCAAUGCGUUCUUCUGCACCUUCCCACCGCAUAAUUCCAAAAGGUCGGGUUACUCCAGCUACCCCGACAUCAACUUCAACAGAUUAUUUGAAGGAAGAAACCCAAGAAAAUCUGAAAAAUUGAAAACACUCUUUUGUUACUUUCGAAGGGUUACAAAUAAAAGUCCCACAGGCCUUGUGACAUUCACGAGGCAGUGUCUUAAGAGCUUUCCGCAGUGGGAAAGAUCUCCUAAAAAGUUGACUAAAAUCCAUGUCACCUGUGAAGGUACGAUUGAAGGCAAUGGGCAUGGCAUGCUGCAGGUGGAUUUUGCCAACCGCUACGUCGGGGGAGGCGUUAUCGGCUCAGGUUUAGUUCAGGAAGAAAUCCGCUUCAUCAUCAAUCCUGAACUGAUCAUAUCACGGCUGUUUACAGAAUCCUUGGAUCCCAACGAGUGCCUUAUCAUUACAGGCGCCGAGCAGUACAGCGAGUACACUGGAUAUGCCGAGUCGUACAAAUGGGCUUCGAGCCACGAGGAUGAAGCCCCGCGAGACGAGUGGGAGCGACGCUCCACGGAAAUCGUUGCGAUUGACGCUCUCCACUUCCGAAGCCACCUUGAGCAGUUUGCCCCCGAGAAGAUAACGAGAGAGCUGAACAAGGCCUACUGCGGGUUUUUCAGAGCUGAUAUUCCCCCUGCAAACCUGUCUGCGGUGGCUACAGGCAACUGGGGAUGCGGUGCGUUCGGAGGUGAUCCCAGACUAAAAGCCUUAAUACAGCUCCUGGCGGCGGCCGAAGCCGGACGAGACCUGGUGUACUACACCUUCGGAGACCGGGACCUGAUGCGGGACAUCUACAACAUGCACGCUUUCCUGACGCAACAGGACAAAACAGUCGGUGAUAUUUUCCAGUUGCUGAUGUGCUAUUUCUCUGACGUAUGCAAGAACUGUUCUUCUCCGCGGCCGGAUGUUAAACUCUACGACUUUAUAUACGAAGCCUUAAAAUUCUAAAAAAAAAAUUUUAAA
Spea bombifrons (plains spadefoot toad) is the source of this 2709-nucleotide messenger RNA. RefSeq names its product poly(ADP-ribose) glycohydrolase (gene PARG). The transcript is spliced from 20 exons. Gene Ontology annotation, molecular function: poly(ADP-ribose) glycohydrolase activity. The record is from RefSeq and is a predicted model, not a curated record. Lineage: Eukaryota; Metazoa; Chordata; Amphibia; Anura; Pelobatidae. The coding region runs from base 136 to 2694 and encodes 852 amino acids. Gene Ontology annotation, biological process: nucleotide-sugar metabolic process; regulation of DNA repair; carbohydrate metabolic process. Gene Ontology annotation, cellular component: cytoplasm; nucleus.